ACCCUUGCGCGCCCUCCGCCGGCUCCAAAACCAUAGAGAGGAGGACGGCGGGUUUCUUGGUGAGCCCGGGUCCCUAAAGGCCGGAAAGAAAGUCGGGCUUCUCUAGCCCCUGGAGGACUCGACUCACUGGUGAGCGAUUUAGGUCCGGAGGAGGCGUCGUGGGGUGAGCUUUUUCAGACGCGCGAUCCCAGGACACGUCGGGAAGCUAGCAUCCCUAGAGCUGCUUGGAAAGAGGACCAAAGACGUCUAAAAAGUCAUGGGAAAUAUCUCUAAAUAUUUGUUACCAUGUAUAAGCUGCUAAAGAGAAAUUGGGCCCAACAAAACUAAUUGAAUAAUUGAAGCAGAUUUGUGUGUAUCAUUAAAUUCUAUCCAGAAGUUGAAGAAUCUGAAUUUAAAGAUUGUGUGCAUUUAAUAAGAGAAUGACCUUUCAGUUUAAUUUCACUAUAGAAGGCCAUCUGGAAAAUGAAUUAACACCCAUUAGAGAUGGAGCUUUGACCCUGGAUUCCUCAAAAGAGCUGUCAGUCUCAGAAAGUCAAAAAGGAGAAGAGAGGGACAGAAAAUGUUCUGCAGAACAAUUUGACUUGCCUCAGGAUCACUUGUGGGAACAUAAGUCAGUGGAAAAUGCAGCUGCCUCUCAAGACACAGACAGUCCACUCAGUGCAGCCAACAGUUCAAGGAACUUGGAGCCACAUGGAAAACAGCCCUGCUUGAGAGCUGCCAAAGAGCAUGCUAUGCCUAAAGAUUUAAAGAAGAUGUUAGAAAAUAAAGUCAUAGAAACAUUACCAGGUUUCCAGCAUGUUAAGUUAUCAGUAGUGAAAACCAUCUUGUUGAAAGAGAACUUCCCUGGAGAAAACAUAGUUUCAAAAAGCUUUUCUUCUCACUCUGAUCUGAUUACAGGUGUUUAUGAAGGAGGCUUAAAAAUCUGGGAAUGUACCUUUGACCUCCUGGCUUAUUUCACAAAGGCCAAAGUGAAAUUUGCUGGGAAAAAAGUCUUGGAUCUUGGUUGUGGAUCAGGUUUACUGGGUAUAACUGCAUUCAAGGGAGGGGCCAAAGAAAUUCACUUUCAAGAUUAUAACAGUAUGGUGAUUGAUGAAGUAACCUUACCUAAUGUAGUAGCUAACUCCACUUUGGAAGAUGAAGAAAAUGAUGUAAAUGAGCCAGAUGUGAAAAGAUGCAGGAAACCAAAAGUAACACAACUAUAUAAAUGCCGAUUUUUUUCUGGUGAGUGGUCUGAGUUUUGUAAACUUGUACUAAGCAGUGAAAAACUUUUUGUAAAAUAUGAUCUCGUUCUCACCUCAGAAACCAUUUACAACCCAGAUUAUUAUAGUAAUUUGCACGAGACUUUCCUUAGACUGUUAAGUAAAAAUGGACGUGUACUUUUGGCCAGCAAAGCACAUUAUUUUGGUGUAGGUGGAGGUGUUCAUCUCUUUCAGAAGUUUGUAGAAGAAAGAGAUGUUUUUCACACCAGAAUACUCAAAAUAAUUGAUGAAGGAUUGAAGAGGUUCAUAAUUGAAAUAACUUUUAAGUCUCCUGGUUAAUUAACGUUCACUGAGUAUCCAAAAUGAAAUAAACAGAAGGACCAAAAA
Molecule: messenger RNA, 1586 nt
Organism: Pongo pygmaeus (Bornean orangutan)
Lineage: Eukaryota; Metazoa; Chordata; Mammalia; Primates; Hominidae
Gene: METTL18
Product: methyltransferase 18, RPL3 N3(tau)-histidine
Exons: 2
Coding region: 420-1538 (372 amino acids)
Biological process (GO): peptidyl-histidine methylation, to form tele-methylhistidine
Cellular component (GO): nucleus
Molecular function (GO): protein-L-histidine N-tele-methyltransferase activity
Source: RefSeq, a predicted model, not a curated record